AAGCAUUCAAGCUGGGAGAAACUGGUCUCUACUUCAACCAGAGGUGUUGGCAAGGUCAUUAAAGAGUGUGACAGAAAGGUACAAGUUUCCAUUUGUCUUGUUCUCCCAGGAGUCACUUCACUUUCCAUAUAAUCACAGCCUCAAGUGCAGUUUCAACACAGACAAAAUUAGCACCCUCAUCACAAGCAUAAACCAAAUUAAAUUUCUUAUUUUCUUCUUGUAACAACAAAUAGUCUCACCCUCAGCUUCAGAAUCAGGGUUCAAUUUUAUCACGAAUUUUGAUUCCAUGUCUUCUGAUCUCUAUGCUUUUGGCACUACUUUCCACACACAUUCAAGCUCAGACCUGGUUUCUGCUGAUGGGGAUGUUGGAGACUUUCCAUUUUUCCCUGACCCUUUCACUUGCUUCACAAGUUCUCCCACUGAUGAAGCUCAAAAGAGCUCAAUUUCAAACCCAUUUGAUGAAACUCUUGCUAAUUCUCUUGACCCAUUUUCCCCGUCUUUUUCCUCUUUCUCUCCCCCAAGUUCCCACUUAGGAAGCCUCAGCCUUUAUGCCGCCAACCGUGUGCAGCAGCAGCAGCCUCUGUCCUCAAAUGGCUCCAAUUUAGCGACGGAAUAUGGAUGCUUCUCAGCUUUUGAUGAGUCUGAAGUGAAAAGUGAGGAAUCCCAAAUGGGUGUUGUUCAUGAUUAUACCUGCAGUACUCAGAAAUUCAUUCCUCACAGUUACAGUGGUGCUGAGGAUUUGUCUAAGUACAUGCAAAGAAGCUUCAGCAGUAACUGUUUUGAAGGGAAGCCAAGCUUUCUGUUCCAAAAUUCUCACCAUGAUGCUUCAGUGGAUUCAUCAAAAUUUCAAAAGCAUGAGAUGAAUUCUCCUGAACACAGUGUCUUCUCUGGACAGAUGAGGAGGGUGUGCAGCACAGGGGAUUUGCAGAACAUGAAAGGAAAUCACAUGUCUCCAUCGGAAGGGCCUGUGUUGGAGGAAUCAAACUUCAAAGUAGGGCGUUACAGUGCUGAAGAAAGGAAAGAAAGAAUUUCUAAAUACAGAGCCAAGAGAAACCAGAGGAACUUCAACAAGACCAUUAAGUAUGCAUGCCGAAAGACACUAGCCGACAAUCGACCACGCAUACGUGGCAGGUUUGCACGCAACGAUGAGACCUGCUAGAUAACCAAGGCUCCGUGUGUAACUAGAGAUGAAGAUGAAGCUGAUUUCUGGAUUGAAGAAUUGCGGCUGCAUGAAGAGCAAGAUCAUGAUGUAACAGUGGCAGCACAACAGUAUAUGAAAAGUUAUGGAGCUACUCAGUUUCAAUGUUAUGGUUAUUGAGGAAGAAGAAUCUUUUUUUUUUCUUCUUUUUUAUGGAAGAGCUAGCUAGCUUGAUCAAGGAAAAGUCUUUUGCAAGCCACAGACUAAUGUAGUGCUGCAGUUUGCAGAUAGUUAAUUUUAUUUUUUAACAUGUUUUUUUUCUUUAAAUAAAGACAAUAUAUAUCAAUAAGAGUACCACUAUGUAGAUUCUUUGAUGCCCCUAAGGUCAAACAUGAAAUUGGGUUGUUGGAGGUGGCUAGGAUAAUUUAGUUAUAGUUGCUAACUAUUUAUCUUUUUUAGUACUUAUUCCAUAUUAUGAUUAUCAUGAUUCGUCU
This is a messenger RNA of Lotus japonicus, 1632 nucleotides long. Its product is annotated as two-component response regulator-like APRR9. Lineage: Eukaryota; Viridiplantae; Streptophyta; Magnoliopsida; Fabales; Fabaceae. Gene Ontology annotation, biological process: regulation of flower development. The record is from RefSeq and is a predicted model, not a curated record. The coding region runs from base 287 to 1159 and encodes 290 amino acids. Gene Ontology annotation, cellular component: nucleus. The transcript is spliced from 4 exons. Gene Ontology annotation, molecular function: protein binding.